Molecule: messenger RNA, 885 nt
Organism: Melitaea cinxia (Glanville fritillary)
Lineage: Eukaryota; Metazoa; Arthropoda; Insecta; Lepidoptera; Nymphalidae
Gene: U2af38
Product: splicing factor U2af 38 kDa subunit
Exons: 5
Coding region: 202-885 (227 amino acids)
Biological process (GO): mRNA splicing, via spliceosome
Cellular component (GO): spliceosomal complex; U2AF complex
Molecular function (GO): pre-mRNA 3'-splice site binding; metal ion binding
Source: RefSeq, a predicted model, not a curated record
UUUGCUGUUUGAAUGGCAAAUGUUGGGCAAAUGGCGAUUAUUGUUAAUUUCUUGAAACCGAUUUGAUAUUUAAUUAUUGAUAUAAAGUUAAUUAGUUUCAAUAAUUGUGUGUUAAAAUAUCCUAGAUGUAUAAUAAGUAACAUAAGUUAAGAAAUCUGAAAAAGUUUGAAAUACUUCCUAGAUUGUUACACGUUUACGAGAAUGGCCGAAUAUUUGGCGGCUAUAUUUGGUACAGAAAAAGACAAAGUAAAUUGCUCGUUUUACUUUAAAAUCGGAGCUUGUCGACAUGGUGAUCGCUGCUCACGAAUUCAUAACAAACCUACUUUCUCUCAAACAGUUUUGUUACAAAAUUUGUAUGUGAACCCCCAAAAUUCUGCAAAAUCUGCAGACGGUAGUCAUUUGGUUGUUGCAAAUGUCUCUGAUGAGGAAAUGCAAGAGCAUUAUGAUAAUUUCUUUGAGGAUGUAUUCGUAGAAUGUGAAGACAAGUAUGGGGAAAUAGAGGAAAUGAACGUUUGUGAUAACCUUGGUGAUCACCUAGUUGGAAAUGUCUACAUUAAGUUUCGCCGUGAGGAAGAUGCAGAGAAAGCUGUAAAUGAUCUUAACAACCGCUGGUUUGGUGGUCGGCCCGUGUAUGCCGAAUUGUCGCCUGUAACUGACUUCCGUGAGGCGUGCUGCCGUCAGUAUGAGAUGGGAGAGUGUACAAGAAGUGGUUUCUGCAACUUUAUGCACCUUAAACCCAUUUCAAGGGAGCUGAGAAGGUACCUGUACGCGCGGCGGAAGGGCGGGCGCCGCUCCCGCAGCCGCUCGCGCGAGCGCCGCCGCCGCUCGCGCUCGCGCGACCGCCGCCGCGAGCCGCCGCGCAACUCGCGCUCCGGCCGCUACUAG